GCAUGAGUCCCAGCACGCAUUUCUCACUGAGAAAAUAACAAGGAGAGAAAUUAAUACAAUUCUGAUUCUUUGGGACGCACACAAAAAUACUUCUUCGGACUGGAUAUGAAUCUAGCAGGUGUUUGAAUUUACAAAUAUAGAUAUCUAGCAAUAGCAACCUGAGACCCACCUGCAGGAUUCUGUUUCAUAUCCUCCUCUCUCUGAUCAAGGUGGAACUCUUAAAAUAUACAUUAGACUAUAUUAAAUACUUACAUGGAUUCAUACAUGCAUUUCAGAUUAAAGUAUAAAUAUUUAUAUUGAAAUGCAGCUUUGUACAGGUUUCUGUGUCAAGCCUCUUCCCUUGAUUUUUGUUAAAAACAGAAAAAUAAAAAAAUCAUCCAUCCCCAUCCCAUCCAUGAACUUGACUACCCCGCAUUACAAGACAGAUUAAUCAAAGGUGGGGGGGAAGGGGAAAAUGUGUAGCAGCCUUUUAUUCAACUGUUGGAAACAUACCAUUGGUGCGGGUAAAACCUGUCUUUGUGAUGUCACCACUGCUAGAGAAACCACCUGUUAACAAAAGUAAAGAUCACAUUUGACAUCAGAAGAGCAUGGGAGGUUGAAAGAGAAAUCAAGAUCAAGCUUGGCUGGGUCAUCACAGCAGAUCAAUUCACAUACGAACGCCAGAGACUGUUCCAUCGUCAAUCUACAAAAAUGUCUCAGGCAGUUGACUGGCUAAACAGCCAGACAAGCAUGUGUAAAGUAGACCUUUACAACCCAGAAGGACAAAAGGACCAGGACCAUAAAGUGAUCUGUUUUGUUGAUGUCUCAAGCCUGAAUGUGAAAGACAAUGAUCCAAAGGCAAAGAAAGCUGCAAGCCAGUUCAGCAACAUCUCUGACCACUCAAACGAAAUUGAUCUGGAGGAAAAGGAGGUCAUCGUAGUAAAGGACAAUUUGAAUCACGAUCAUUCUAAGACUCAAGGAACAGUUUGUCUCUUUAAGCAAGGUUCAACUGAUGAACUUAGUGUUGUAAGCUGGCUUAACAACGACCUUCAGAAAUAUGCAGCUGGAUUCCAACAUGCACUGACCCCAUCAGAUAACCCUCAGAAGCACACAGGUAGCAACACUUCCAUUAAUCCAUCACUGCCUAAGAAGAUGGCCCAGGACAGUGACACAUCUCUGCAGUUUGCUGGUGUUCGAAAAGGAAGCAAAUAUCCGGAUGAUAUUUCAUGCUACAUAAAUAAGCUGUGCUCACUAGUUAUCCACUUGGCACGUAAAGAGAUUACAGAUAAGAUAGAAGACACAGCCUUUAAGCCUCCGCAACAGGCAGUUCAUAACUCUUCUGGUGAAGUGAAAAACAGUAAUCCCCAUUCUUCUGGGAACAAUCCUGCAGAGACGGUGAAUGAAUCCCCUCAGGCAACUACACCAACCCCCCACGGAAAGCUACCAGUCCCCAAGGCACCUCAAGAGAAGGCUACCAAGAAACAAGAUAAUCCAGGUGACAAGAAAACAUCACUUUUCUAUGGUGAGCUGUCCAGUCAAAAAAGCUGCAAUGAAGGAGAAACAUCUUCAAAUACGCAACUGUGUCAGCAGAACAAAUACUCCAGGCAAGAUGAUUCGGGUACUUCUGUCAGCAAAGGGCUAAUGGUUUAUGCAAACAAGGUUGCUUCAGACAUGGUGUUCUCAUUCUUGCAGACCAUGAAAGUUGAAAAGACGGGCAACAAGCACGUUCCAGCUUGCCUGGUUUUGAAGAAAGUAGUUCUCAAACACGCCAGAGAUGUUAUAUCAGACUUGAUAGAUUCAGCAAUGAAAAAUCUGCAUCGUGUUACAGGUGAGCUCAUGACAGACUCUGGCUUUGUUGCCACAGUGAAGAAAAAUCUAUUCAGUAUGGGAAGCCAGAAGUCAACUGAAAUUUUGGAAGCUAUGGUAAGAAGGCUUUAUAAUGUCCUUUUAUCAGAGCCAGAGAAGUCCAGGACUCAAAGUCUAGCAUAUACCAUACUGAAAGCAGGGCUCCCACCAGACUCAAAGUCUCAAAGCAUGCAGUUUGCAGCAAUGAAAAGUCAAACCGAGGGAAAAAAUAAGGAAAAAGGUAAUCCACUGAUGCAGACCUGUGCUGAGAGAAUAAGUGAGCACACACUCAAGGAAGGAGUCACAAGGCUGUAUACAAAAACUACUUGCACAGCUCCAGAUAAGGCAAAAGGGAGUCAAGAAAAAAAUCCAGAAACAACCAGCAACUCAACAGAAUCCCUAGCAAAAGACCUCAUUUUGACUUCCUUAACAUUAAUACAACAGCACCUAUUACAACAGACAAGCAAAACAACAGGCAAAGAGUGUAGUGAAUCAGGUGCCGCUUCGUUUGGGUAUGUCUCCCGCGAUGCACAUUUCGAAAAGGCUGGGAACAGCCAAAGUUCCAAGUCCCUUGCGGAGGCUUCUGGGUCGAGGCCGGCAGGGACAAGGAACGAUUACCAACAGCACCUCAACUCCCAGAUGGGAGACAUAUCAAGUAUCCUCUUGUCCAUCAUACAGAAGGUCUUGCACGAAGCUGGAUUCAAUAGUGAAGACAGCUCCAGCGAAACAAACAAGAGCUUAAAGCAUACCCCUGCCAGCGAAUGGGAGCCUGGCAAACAGGUCGUAGCCAAUCAUCCUAAUUCAGCCAUGGAGCAGUCCGACAACAUGGAUCAGGUCAAUAAGCAAUUUAUUGACCAACUGGUGGAAACUGCAAUGAAGCUGUGUCUCUUCAUGGUCAAAGGAAGUGGCACUGACUUAGCUAUAGGUGACUCGUCAGAGGAACCCAGUGCAUUUGAUACCUCAUCUGCAAAAGCUCAAGGAACACCCAUUUUAGCUUCCCUACCAAAACAGAACGGUAACCCACUUACAGAUUCAUCCUCGGGUUCUCAAGUGAUAGUGACCAACCAGAAUGCCAACAACAACUCACAAAACAAAGAGCUUCAGGCCAUCCUCCAGUGGGUGGUUGCUUCCCAGUACAAUGUGCCAAAUCUGUCAUUUAUGCAUGGAAAUGAGGAGGAUCUGAAGAAGCUUCCUUUGCUAGCCGAAAAAGUGACCAAGAAGGGCUACAGCGUGGGGGAUAUUCUCCAGGAAGUGAUGAGGUACUUAGAAAAACAACAGUUUGAUGCCGCUGUGGGAAAUGUAACUCGCUGUGGACUACUGGACUGGUUGAUCAAUAACCUCUAAGAACGCACUGACUCUCCCUCCCUCGAAAGUCACUCUGACCCAGCCAAAGUCCCCAAACCAGCUCUCUUCUGGCACAACAAACACAUGUUUGCAAGAGACAGCUCUCCAUUGAAUUCAAUAGGCUGUCAUACACAAGCUGGGCAAGAUCAUCAAUAAAAAAAAAAAAAGAAAAAAAAAGAAAGGACUACUUUAUUAAGCAUUUCAGCAGAGCUGAAAAAAAUAACUAUGCAACUACUAGUUAGAGGAAUAAACCUGUUACCAAACAGGUAUAUAUGAAAAUCUGCAUUGUGGGAUUAGAAGGAUAAACAGAUAGGAGGCAUAAGUGAGGGACUAGGAUGACUCCACCCUAGGUCAAAAGACUUCCUAGGAAAGGACAGGCAUUGUGAUUUUGUGACGGUACAGUCUUUGAACACUGCUUUGAGAUUUUUUCCACAUCCACCUCUACCUAGUAGGUGUGUA
Messenger RNA from Gavialis gangeticus (Gharial), 3627 nucleotides. RefSeq names its product A-kinase anchor protein 4-like. The transcript is spliced from 2 exons. Gene Ontology annotation, molecular function: protein kinase A binding. Gene Ontology annotation, cellular component: cytoplasm; sperm fibrous sheath; sperm principal piece. The coding region runs from base 691 to 3168 and encodes 825 amino acids. The record is from RefSeq and is a predicted model, not a curated record. Gene Ontology annotation, biological process: intracellular protein localization. NCBI's taxonomy places the organism in Eukaryota, Metazoa, Chordata, Crocodylia, Gavialidae.